This is a messenger RNA of Schistocerca cancellata (South American locust), 1116 nucleotides long. RefSeq lists its product as uncharacterized. The transcript is spliced from 6 exons. The record is from RefSeq and is a predicted model, not a curated record. Gene Ontology annotation, cellular component: membrane. Gene Ontology annotation, molecular function: ligand-gated monoatomic ion channel activity. Lineage: Eukaryota; Metazoa; Arthropoda; Insecta; Orthoptera; Acrididae. The coding region runs from base 1 to 1116 and encodes 371 amino acids.
AUGACAAUGUUCCCGAACUACCCAACAGCCAUCCCAAGAGGGGCAAAGCUGCAUCCUGUCUGCAAAGACGAGUUGGACAUAGACCCUCUGCCACUAGAUCCAGAUGUCAGGAAGAUGAAGUAUUAUGGCAUGGACUCAGAAGUCGUUACAGCACUGAGGAAGUCGUUAAACUUUGAUCCUCAGGUUCGGCUGCCUCACAACCUGCCGGAGCACGGCGUGGCUUUGCCCGGUGGCGGCGCCACCGGCGCUCUGGCGGACGUGCUGUCCGGUGCUGCUGACGCCGCCAUGAACCCGCGCAUGCUGGUCCACAUGGGCACCACCGACGCCGUCUUUCUGAUGCCAGUGGUGAGCCGCAGCCGCGUCUGCGUGGUGGUGCCACGAGCGCCGCUGCUGCCCUUCUACAAGACGGCACUCCGAGUCUUCACGGUCGAGGCAUGGGCGACCAUACUCAGUUCUUACUUUGCAUCAUCACUCUGUUGGCACGUCUUCAGAAAGAUUUACGCGAGUAGCGAGAGACGGGGUCCCAGGUUCUCGGACUCUAUGAGACAAGUGCUCAAGUUGUUCGUGACACUGCCUUAUUCGUCGCUGCCAUCCCUGCAAAGAGUAUCCAGUCGGAUGUUCGCUGCUUCCUGCUUAAUCUUCAGCAUCAUUGUUUUCAGUGCCUUCCAAGGAUCACUUGUCAAGAUACUAACAAGUCCAGAGCACUCACCCGAUAUCGACACUCUUGAAGACCUGGACGAGUCGGGAGUGUCUAUAGCCGUCACUGGCACCUUGUUAGCUACAGCCUUCAACGGCGUCGACUCGGCAGUCUGGAAGCGCCUCGCGUCGAAGACGAUGCUUGCACCUUCAUAUUACAUAAAAAAGGGACUUUUUGAAGACAGGAACCUGGCGGUGAUCCCGGAGUACCUGCCGGUGGAGGAGAGCUACGACAGCGAGGGUCGCAUCCACGUGGUCGGCGAGUGCCUGGCAACACUCGCAGCUGCCUACGUGGUGCCCCGCCAGUCGCCGUACCGCCAGCAGUUCGAGACGGUCAUCGCGAGGCUGGUCGAGGGCGGCUUGCUGGCCCACUGGAAUGACGUCACGGGAGCGGGGGAGGACGAGGAGAAGGGUGGAUAG